UUUCUGUCACUUGUAGUAUUAUGCUUUUUGUGAAGAAAAUCCCCAAUUCGAUGGACUCAUGUUUCCGCCAUGGAUUGAUUCCCGAAGAAGCUCCCCAUUCUCCUCGAUGAAUCGUCUCCCACAUUAAGAUCCGUCUGAAUAUGGCCUACGCUGAAAGCCCUUCCCAGCUUUCCGGCAUCUGUUUUGUUUUCCUUCUUAGCUUUUUCCUUUUCUUCUCCGUCUUAUCUGUUUUCUCUCGAUCGGAUUUGGGUUCAUACAUUGAAUUGGAAAAGUUUAAUUUGAAUUGAGGGGAUGUGGUUGAGGCUGGUCGGGCCUUGUUCCGAUCGAGGGCAAUCGCUGCGUGUGCUGAGUUAUGGGGAAGCGUACUGUGCGGACAUUGAAGGAGUUGUACGAUCGCACAGAGAGAAUUUUGGAACUGGAGGCAUGUACGGUUGUCGCGUUUGUUUCAUCCGGUUAGGGUUACGCUCUUCUCCACGCCUGAAUAGUUAAAUUUAUUAGGCUAUCUGUUUGUUUUACUCACUUUUCUUCCGUCACCCUGGAAUGAUUUUGCGUUACUGAUGGACAUAACAUAGUCUGUGAGAUUUAGCGAAAGGGAGUGCUUCUUCUUCUUAUUUGUUUUCUAUCAUUUUCAUUUUUCUUUACUGGUAUUUGCGAGCAAACGAAUUGACGCGGCUAAAUGUGGUCUGUAAGCAGGGAUUUUCUAGGAUGUGAGGAGAUUACACCUGUUCUGAAGGGCAGCUGUCGCAUCCAAGGACCUGUGGAUGAUUUGGACCUGAUGAAUCUUCAGGGGACUGAUUCUGAAAAAUUCGUCAGUAAUUGCACAAACAGAAAAGCUGUAAAAUCAUCUGCUCUUACUUGUGUCAUUGAUGUUGAAUCUAGCCUCAUAAGAGAGCCAUCUGUACCCUCAGUUUCUCCAAAUUGCAAUCAAGGUGCUGACUUCAUCAACAUUGAAGGAGACAAUGGAGAGAAAGAGACAUCAGCAUCAGCAUCUAUUUUGGCUAUCAUAGAUGAUGUUCUAAGAGGAAACCUUUUAAAUGCAAACCUCAUUCGUUGUGAGUCUAUGGCCAACGAAAAACGGGAACGAUCAUGUUCUAUAGAACGAAUGUCGUGACAAUCUUCCGGCGGAAUGUCGGAUAACGUCGAAACGGCGCUACCGAGAGAUAGGCCGAGUUGGUUCCCUGUUGAGGACAGCGAGAGAGAGUUGGACCAAGAUCGAAGCCAUAGACUCUCUAAUGGGGAAAGCAGGCUAUAACAGUGUAAUCUCCGAAUCCCUUCGCAAGAGACUUCGCAUCACCAAAUACCAAAGCACUUUAUACACCAUGCAUUACAGCGAAUAUAUUGCUUAUGUCAAAACUAGCCGAGCUCAAUACCCUACAAUGAACGGGGUAAAGUCUAUCCAUUGAUUUGUGGUUUUGCAGGAUUCACCACCAAUUUAGAUUAAAUUUAAUGCAGCUGGGUAAAAAAUGUAAUUUGAUUUUUGUCCCAUCUGCUAUUCAACUGCCUUCAUUCUUAUUGGUGUUUGAUAGACUUUUUAUUUAAAUGAUACCCAGCAACAUUGUUGUUAACUAUU
Phalaenopsis equestris is the source of this 1570-nucleotide messenger RNA. RefSeq lists its product as uncharacterized. The transcript has 5 exons. The record is from RefSeq and is a predicted model, not a curated record. Bases 677 to 1111 code for a protein of 144 amino acids. NCBI's taxonomy places the organism in Eukaryota, Viridiplantae, Streptophyta, Magnoliopsida, Asparagales, Orchidaceae.